GAGUAGUUGGUAGCAUCGUCUUGAAGUGGUUGCUAGGUUACUAGUCUUAGUAUCGUAAACAAAAACGAUUAUUUAGUAGUGCGAGUUAUUAAGAAUGUUGUUUUGGGGUAUUUAAUACUUUCUAAAAGAGUGUAACCUUGAGAUGGAGAAGCCACAGAUAAUAUGUCAUGCAGACAAGAGCACAAACUUUUCAAUAUUUGACACUCGAUGGAUUCCUUGUUCUCCAAAAUUUGUUGUUCUUGGGUCAAUGCCAAAUGGAACAGGUAUCAUACAGUUAUAUGAAAUCAGUGAAGGUGGGAUCACAGUCAUUAAGGAAGUUCAGAAAAGUAAGUCCUUCAAAUGUGGAAGUUUCGGAGCUUCAUCCCUGAGAGACAGACAGUUGGCGACAGGUGAUUUUGAAGGGAAUCUGAACAUCUGGAAUGUUGAGGACCUCUCCACGCCGGUGUACUCUGCGGGCGCCCACAAGGAGAUCAUCAACAGCAUCGACGGCGUGGGGGGCUGCAGCCUGGGCUGCGGGGCUCCGGAGAUCGUCACCGGCAGCCGUGAUGGUAGCGUGAAGGUGUGGGACCCUCGCCAGAAGGGACGGCCCGUCGCUACCAUGGAACCUGCUGAAGGCAGCGAGCGCAGGGAUUGCUGGGCCGUCACCUUCGGAAAUUCAUACAACUCGGAGGAACGAGUGGUGUGUGCUGGCUACGACAAUGGAGACAUCAAACUGUUUGACCUUCGGACCAUGAUGCUCCGCUGGGAGAAAAAUGUCAAAAAUGGGGUGUGUGGUCUAGAGUUUGACCGGAAGGACAUCAAAAUGAACAAGCUUUUAGUGACCACUCUGGAGUCCAAACUGCAUGUGUUUGACAUGAGGACACAGCACCCGAAGAAAGGGUUUGCAUCCGUGACAGAGAAGGCCCACAGCUCGACAGUGUGGGCAGGGCGUCACCUUCCCCAGAACAGGGAUCUGUUUGUGACGUGCGGAGGUGCAGGCUCCAUCUGCCUCUGGAAGUACUGCUAUCCCAGCAAGAGGACCCGGGAGGAAGCGGACGGCACGGAGGCAGGCGUGGCGGGCUCCCUGGAGAUGCUGCAGAACAUGAGCCUGACCAGUCAGCCGGUGUGCGGCUUCGACUGGAGCCCGGACAAGCUGGGGCUGGCCGUGUGCUGCUCCUUGGACCAGACGGUCCGCGUGCUGGUCGUCACCAGGCUGGCGAGAUUCUCCUGAGCCAUGAGCACUCCCCCCAUGUCACAGCUAUGUUCCUUUGAGCAUUUACUCUGAUGCUCUACAACCACGAAAACAAGCAACAAGCUUUCAAAAUUGUAGUAUGGUACGCGUCAAAAGUCACGUGAGUUGAGCUCCUCAGUAUGGACCUGCAGAGCCUACAAAACCAAUUACGCUGGCUCGGCAUGGCCCGGUUAGACAUAAACUGGUUUAAUAACAUAAAUCUUUGUGAUGAUGCUUCUGUGUGAAGCUACAUGGUUCACAUAGAUUUGGAAUGGGUUCAACACGCUAGUAAAUAAUAGCAUACAAGGAUAUUUUUCAACCUUCUUGGCCACUCCCCUUUGAUAGGUAUUUUCUCUUCCGUCCCCCUUAUCGCACUUUCCUCAUUCCUGCGCUAGCAGUUUGCAAGACUUCUAGUGUAUACUACAGGUCUUGUCUCUAUAAUAUAGUUAUGCUUAGCAUUCAUUAUACUUUUAUGGAGUACUAUGUGAUGUUAAAAAUUUCACAUCUAAUGUUCUGUCAUUAAAGUUUUGCACUUCAAGCUCUAACAAAACACUGCAUAGUAAAAAAAAAAAUUAGGUGUACUACAUGAUGUUUUCCAUAGUUUAAUUAGGCAGCCUUGGCUCAUAUUGUGUAUUAACUACUUUUUUUUUAAAAUGUGGAUACAAGAAUUUUACACGAGAUUUAAAAAUAUAUAGCUGCUGCUUGUCUAUGGUUAACUAGUGUGACAGUUAACUUAUGUUGAUGCUGAAUAAAGUCCACACAUAUGGCUGUAAUAUAGUUACACAAAUGAAAAUAUAUAAGAUCUAUUUCUUUAAAGAAUUUGUUACUGUUUUUUAUUCUACACUUGUAUCCAUGCUUAUAACCUCCAAAAAAUAGGUGUUCUGUAUUUGUCACACACUAAUUUAUAAUUUUUUUCUGUGUUGCAGAAUUUGAAAGAAACCAAAACGGAUUUCUUUAAAAAAAAUAAAAUAAAUAAAUAAUAAAAAAAACCCACAACAGUUCAACAAAUUCGAGGCACCCCCUUUUCCUUAUCUUUCUGCUAGGGAACAGUCUGAGGGUUAAAAAUCUUCAUAAAAGUCCUCAAAAAAAUUAAGCAAACAAAUUAAAAAAAAAAAGUGUGCAUUGCAGCAAUGUGCUUUAGAAGUGAGACUUCUCAGAUAAAGAGAUUAUAUAUUUGCAGGGGAACAAAAAUAUUUGGAAAUUUGUACAAGUGUGAAAGCAUGUAAGUGAGUGUACAGGUGAGAAUGUGUGCAAGUAAUCUUGCCAUUUAAUUUUUUCAGCAAGUAAUUUGAUAGUCAAUAAAUUACACAAUGGAUGUUCAAAACCGUAACAAAACUGGCGAUGGAAAACCUGUCUUAUAGUUGUCAGACUACUUUAUUCGCCUGCUUUUUUUUGUGCUUUUUCCAUUGCGCUCUGAUUAAGUCAUUGCAUCGACUUAAGCUGCUGGCUGUAAACAAGUUUCACUUCAAAAAGGUUUUACAGUGCACGUGGAGAAGUAAGAUUGUGCUACGUAUUCCAAGACCACGUGGCCACACAUAUUAUGGUACUAGAAGGUGCAUUUUAUUUUACAAUUUUCCUUACUUAAAGAUGAACUUGUAUUCUAUGUUAUUACUUGUAAGUCAUAAACAAUAUCCUUAAGGCAAAGAGAAUUUAGU
This is a messenger RNA of Bacillus rossius redtenbacheri, 2865 nucleotides long. RefSeq names its product dynein axonemal assembly factor 10 (gene Wdr92). Gene Ontology annotation, molecular function: ubiquitin binding. The record is from RefSeq and is a predicted model, not a curated record. The transcript has 8 exons. Lineage: Eukaryota; Metazoa; Arthropoda; Insecta; Phasmatodea; Bacillidae. Bases 143 to 1210 code for a protein of 355 amino acids.